UAUAGACGGGCAGACGAAGCUCCAAACCUGUGCUCCAAACUGCUACACAUGGAGGACGAUAAAAUAAUUUAAAAAUUUACAAAAAGUCAGUGAAAGUUUAAUUUGUGAUUUAGUGUAUAUUAGAUGAAAAUUAUUUUCUGAAAAUGUUUUCGUACAUCCCCAGAUCUUUGCUAUGCUGUUCAAACGCUAUAGGCCCGAAUCGGGCUCUCGCGUAUGCACUGACCAAAUGUCCAGUGUUCCUAGAACCAUCAUUGUCACAAUGCCGGAACUAUCACGAAGUAACCGGCGAUAUCGUCUGUCCGAAUAUGAUAAGAGGUAUUGACCAUUUGAGAGAUCCCCGCCUGAACAAGGGACUAGCAUUUACGCUAGAGGAGCGCCAAGCCCUCGGCAUUCAUGGUCUCUUGGCUGCAAAGUUCAAAACCCAGGAGGAACAGCUGGAUAUUUGCAGGAUAUCGAUAGACAGAUACGAGGACAAUCUCAACAAAUACCUCUACCUCGUUGAGUUACAGGACAGGAAUGAAAAACUGUUUUUCCGUCUUCUGUCGGAAAAUGUUGAGAAGUAUCUGCCCAUAGUGUACACUCCCACCGUAGGACUCGCUUGUCAGAGGUUCGGUCUCAUUUACAGAAGGCCUAGAGGUCUCUUCAUCACCAUCAAUGACAAGGGACAUGUGUUCAAUAUCCUUAAGAACUGGCCUGAACCAGACGUAAGAGCUAUAGUCUUUACUGACGGCGAAAGGAUCUUGGGUCUCGGUGACUUGGGCGCGUAUGGUAUGGGUAUUCCGGUGGGGAAGCUGUCUCUGUACACGGCCUUAGCUGGAAUCAAGCCCCAUCAAUGUUUGCCCAUCACUUUGGAUGUCGGUACUGAUAAUCAGGAUUUACUAGAAGAUCCUCUGUACAUCGGCCUGCGUCAAAGGAGGGUGAGAGGAAAGGAGUACGAUGAGUUUAUCGACGAAUUCAUGGAAGCGUGCGUUCAGAGAUACGGACAGAAUACUUUACUACAGUUCGAGGACUUUGCGCUUGGCAACGCUGGUCGUUUGCUCGCGAAGUACCGCAACAAGUACUGCACGUUCAAUGAUGACAUCCAAGGUACUGCGAGUGUGGCGGUCGCGGGUUUGAUGGCGGCUGUCAGAGUCACAAAGAGGAAACUCAGCGAAAAUAUAUACUUCUUUUUGGGUGCUGGAUCUGCUGCCAACGGCAUAGCAAACCUCACAGUAGCCGCCAUGGUAGCAGAGGGUCUACCGUUACAACAGGCCCGGGAUCGUGUAUACAUGUUCGACGUUGAUGGACUUCUAUCCACACAACGGGAGGGAGGUGUUCCCGAACAUGCUAAAGCGUUUGGCAAGAAUAUAGCACCAGAGAAGGACUUUGAGACGUGUAUCGCUAAGAUCAAGCCGAGCUGUCUUAUUGGCUGUUCAACGGUGGGUGGUGCGUUCACUCCCAACGUGUUGAAGCAAAUGGCCAAAAACAUCGAGCGGCCCGUCAUAUUCGCUCUCUCUAAUCCAACCAGUAAAGCGGAGUGCACAGCUCAAGACGCCUAUGAUUAUACUGAAGGUAAAUGCAUCUUCGCAUCAGGAUCUCCGUUCCCUCCGGUUCAGUAUGGCGGCAAGGAGUUCCACCCGGGGCAAGGGAACAAUUCAUAUAUUUUCCCCGGUAUAGCUCUAGGAGUUAUAACCACAGCAACACAUCAUAUACCCGAGACCAUGUUCCUUACUGCUGCUAGGACCCUAGCCAACUACGUCAGUGAAACCGAUUUGGCGAUUGGCCGCAUCUACCCUUCGUUGUCUGAAGUCAAAGAAGUGUCUCUCGCCAUUGCUAUUGAAGUCGCUAAGAUGGCUUAUGAUGAAGGUCUCGCAUCAGUAUACCCCGAGCCGAAGAAUUUAGCCAAGCACGUCGAGAAUCAAAUGUAUAACUACUACUAUGAAAGCUCUAUGCCCGUGGUCUGGGAUUGGAAGCCCGAAGAGAAAUUCAACGUAAGACCCAUACAACCGGUGCCCAAAAAUAUCUAGAUCUUAUUCAAAGUGUCUAGAUUGUUUCGCGUUUAAAGUUUAUAGAUCUUUUACUAAAUUGGUGGUAGCACAAGAGAGUUGUACCGCAACGUAUAAGUGUGUUUAGAGUUGAGUAUUUUCUGGGAGUAAAAACAAAUUAAUUGUAUUGAAUAUUUAAUUUAUUUAGUACACUGUAUUUGUCUAUUUUUAUUUUCAAAAAUAUCUAGAGUUAAUUUUUUUAUUCGUUGAAAAUGAAGCUUAAUUAUUGUCAUUAUAAAAUUGAAUUGUUAUAGAAUACUUUCUAAUGUAUUUUCAAGCCGUAGUCUGGCGGUCAGAUUGGCAAAAGACAAUAACUCCCAAUUUCUAGAAAGAAUAUUUACCGUAUUAUAUAUUAUCGACUUUAAAAUUAACUAUUUGAAAAUUUAAAUCUAUAAAGUAGAACAAUGUUAAUAGAUCGUUAAAUUUUAAAUUAAUAUGUAUUCAUCUAUAUAAUUUCUUUUCACUAUACUUGCGUGUACAACGAGUUUCCUAUGUGUGUUAAAUGUACCAAAUCUUCACAAAAUUACGAAAAUUAAUAUUAUUGACGUUGUGGUGUAUUAGGAUGCCUGCUGUAUGACUAGAUAAAUAAUUAUUGGUAAAUAAUUCAAUGUUCCGCACCUUCUAUGAGGUAUUAUUAAUUAUUAUUAUUAUAUGUCCAUUUUUAACAUUAUACACAAAGUAUUACCUCUAUAACGUACACUAUUUCAAACUAUAACCGUAUUAGAAUCUAUUUGACAGCUAAAUAAAUUCUCAAGUUAAAUUUUUAGAUGCCCAAUCAGAUACAGCUAAACAAUAUUGUAAAAUGAUGCAUUUAUUUAUAGUCUGUAAAAAUAUAGAGUCGCGCUAGCGUUAAAAGCCCAGUUUAAGAUUGUUCAAUGUACAUUAAAUAAGUAUUAUAAACGAUAGAUUUCUUACUGAAAAUUUAGUUCCGAAAGCUGUUUGAGCGGGCACUUAAGAAUUGACUGUAAAACGUAUUCACAAAUUAAUUAUUAAUUUAUUAUUACCUAUAUGUAGUGUUAGCUGUCACGUCGUAUAAUAUAUGAUAUAAUAUAAUAUAUGUGUGUUUGUAGUGUAGCUUCUUAUGACAAUGUUCAAAUUGAUGUUAGUAUUAAAUUGUGGCCUUGUUUAUGCUUCUUCUCGAAAAUUCCUAAUUUUCUUGCACUAUCUAUUUAUUAUUAAUCAUAUUUUUGUGUGAUUCCGCUGAAUUCUUGAUAUUUUCUAAUUGCAAACGAAGGUUGUAUCCCCCGAUGAAACUGUAUUUCCUUGCGGUUGUUGCUUUUACAUUUUUGUGUACGAUUUUUAAGUUUGUUAAACUUAACCGGUAUUUAUACGAGUAUUAUCAUUUGACUUUUAUUAUUUUUAUUUAUUUUAUUUUAAGUAUAAAUGUUUUUAAUAAAGAUAAGGUUUCGUAUUAUAUGUGUAUAAACAGCUCAUCAUAAUAUGUUUAAAUGAAUGUAUUUAAUGUCAAAGUCUAGUCACCGCAGCAUUAUUUUAAAUUAUAUGGUCUAUGUAUGAUAUUAUUCUAUUAAAUCUAAGAAAAUAUACCAGUUAUAAAGAGAUUAAAUCGAUUCUCAUGCAAAAUUGCCACUCAAAGAGUGAAAAAUUGUGAACCUACCUCAAUAAUUGAUGUGAGGCGACAAUCAUGACUAAAAUAUUUCUAUAUGUUUCGACUCGGAAUCAUUUUAGUAUUGUGUUCAGUAUUUAAAGAAAUAGUGAGACGAAUAUAUUCGCAGAGCGAAAGAGAUAGUGCUAUUAGGAACCGAAAUAACAUUCACAAUAUAUUUCAAGUUUAUGUUUUGGUAAAUUUCGUAUUAUUGAGAAGUUGUUUUAAAUUUCUUAACAAUAUGAAUUUUCAUAAUGAGCCAUUUUGAUACAGUUUCGCAUUAUCAAAAACAUGCUUCCCUUUCUGUCGCAUAAAAUAAAUUACCUGAGUAUAUUAUUUAAUAUUUGUUAUUUUAGUGUUUUACCUCCCGUUCUACGAGAUGUCUAUUUAGACAGUUAAAAAGGGACAGAGUAACGUAAAAAUACGUCAUAAUUUAAACAAGUUCAAGAAAACAACACUUAUUAAUUAACGCACCUAUUAGUCCUUUGUAAUGUUAUUCCGGUUCCUAAUAAACGUCUUAAUAAGUUAUUUAUAUUAGAGCUUGUAUCUAAAGAUACGUGGUGAUUAUGUUGCUGUGACGAUGUAGAAAUACGGUUUAACUAACUAGGGUUGUUACAGUCUUAAAUCAGUUUAACUUCUAGUGUGUGAAGGAGAUGACGCUAGACGACCUAUAUAGCUCUGUCUUUUUUCCACACUGGAUGUAAUACUGCUUUAAGACGUCAUGCUAACCCAAAGUGUUUUGUUUCAAUGUUUGACUAAUGUUUUGUGUCGCAAUUUAUCCUGUCUUCGUUUUGUUACCAGGGUUUUUACUUAAGUGCAGUUAGGUCAAUUAACAUUAGCUCCUCUCCAAUGUAACUUGUUUGGAAUGAAAGAAAGUUAUUGUAUGUUCGUAGUAAAUUGUUAAAACGAUUAUGAAUGGAUGUUACUAAUUAAAUAUGUUCGAAACGUA
Molecule: messenger RNA, 4576 nt
Organism: Colias croceus (clouded yellow)
Lineage: Eukaryota; Metazoa; Arthropoda; Insecta; Lepidoptera; Pieridae
Gene: Men-b
Product: NADP-dependent malic enzyme-like
Exons: 12
Coding region: 144-2006 (620 amino acids)
Biological process (GO): pyruvate metabolic process; malate metabolic process
Cellular component (GO): mitochondrion
Molecular function (GO): malate dehydrogenase (decarboxylating) (NAD+) activity; NAD binding; malate dehydrogenase (decarboxylating) (NADP+) activity
Source: RefSeq, a predicted model, not a curated record